UGAUUUGGAUGUUAUAUUAAGCAAAUUGAGUAUGCAAUAUAUCUGUAGACGUGAUAUAUUUUUUGGUUUCUUCCAUCACUAUACAUUCAUGCUUACCAAUUUGGGCACUCAAUUGUUCCACAGUUGGAAGUGAGAUUUCUCUGGAUUUGUAAAUUUUGUUAUUGUAUUUUCUGUAUUGAACACUUUUAAAUACUAAAAAGUGAAUGAAAUGCCACCCAAAAAGGCACCUGCUCCUAGUAAAAAAGCGGAACAGAAAAAAAAAGAAAAAGUUAUUGAGGAUAAAACUUUCGGUAUAAAAAAUAAAAAGGGUGCCAAACAACAAAAAUUCAUUCAGCAAGUAGAGAAGCAGGUAAAAUCAGGUGGUGUAAAUCCACGAAAAUUAGAAGAUCCUAAUGUUAAAAAACUUGAAAAAGAAAAAAAAUUGAAGGAGCAAAAAGAGUUAGCUCUUAUAUUUAAACCUGUUCAAUUACAAAAAAUAGAUAAAGGGACUGAUCCCAAAUCAGUAGUAUGUGCAUUUUUCAAACAAGGACAAUGUACAAAAGGAGACAAAUGCAAGUUCUCACACGAUUUAAGUGUAGAGAGAAAAGCAGAAAAGCGUUCGUUAUAUUGUGAUAUGAGAGAUGAUGAUAAAGAAACCGAUACUAUGGAUAAAUGGGAUGAGGAUAAAUUAAAAGAAGUUGUAGAAAAAAAACAUGGCAGUGGUAAUCGUCCAACUACUGAUAUUAUUUGUAAACAUUUUUUGGAAGCAGUAGAAAAGGCGAAAUAUGGGUGGUUUUGGGAAUGUCCCUCAGGGCAAAAGUGUAUUUAUAGGCAUGCGUUACCUCCUGGGUUUGUACUCAAAAAGGAUAAAAAGAAAGAAGACAAAAAGGAUGAAAUUUCUUUGGAGGAUUUAAUUGAAAAAGAACGUGCUAAUUUAGGACCAAGUCAAACUAAAAUAACACUAGAAACAUUUUUGGCAUGGAAAAAAAGAAAAUUAAAGGAAAAGAAAGAGCAAGCAAUUAAAGAAGAAGAAAGAAGACGAAAUGAUUAUAAAGCGGGUCGUCAAGUUGGUAUAUCUGGCAGAGAAAUGUUUUAUUUCAAUCCUGAUCUUGCAGUUGGAGAUGGCAUUGAUGAUGGGGAUGAAGCAAUAUCUAGUUAUGUCCGCGAUGAAGAGGAGGAUGAGGAAAAGAUUGAGUAUAGAGAGCUUGAUAUGGAUAGGCUUGCAUUUGAAGCCAGUGAAAUUGAUACUAAUGGAAUAACUGUGGCUAGUACAGAUCGAUUAAAAAAUAAUGCCAGUGAAGAUAAGGAAAACUCCUCUGUCACUGUAGGUGAAGGUGCAGUUGCAUUAGCAAUUAAUGAAAAUCUAUUCAUGGAAGAAGAUUUGGAAGGUUUAGAAGAGGAAUUAGAAGACUUGGAUUUAGAAGAGUGAUCUAAAUAUUUUAUUUAACUACUGUCCCUUACUGUGUGUCUUCAUUUAUCUAUACUCUGACAAUAUGUAUAUGUAUAUAUGAUUUAUAUAUAUAUAUAUUGUCAACAUUAUUCAUAUUUUCACUACUAGUUUCAAGUGUGCUGCCUUGUACAUUGUUAUUUACAUUCUACUUGCGAAUAUAUUUACUUAUAAUGUAUAUAUAAAGAGCUGGUCUCGUGCAAAUCACUUUCAUUUAAAAGUUUAAUGUAUU
Nomia melanderi (Alkali bee) is the source of this 1658-nucleotide messenger RNA. RefSeq names its product zinc finger CCCH domain-containing protein 15 homolog. Gene Ontology annotation, molecular function: metal ion binding; mRNA binding. Gene Ontology annotation, biological process: cytoplasmic translation. Lineage: Eukaryota; Metazoa; Arthropoda; Insecta; Hymenoptera; Halictidae. Gene Ontology annotation, cellular component: cytosol. The record is from RefSeq and is a predicted model, not a curated record.